ACAGCGAAGACAUGAACUGUUCUGUUUCGUCUGAAUCGAAGUUGCACACAUUUUGCUCUGAUCUCACGGAGACGACGACGGAAGAAUGCAGUUCUUCGGUGGAUCCGAGAUAAAUCCGUCGCCACAGGUUCCAACGGCGAGUGGAAACAACGCUUACAAGCUUAGCUUCAUGGAGACUCCCUCUGGUAUUAAGAUUGUCUUGGUAACUCAUCCAAAGACUGGAGAUUUACGCGAGUCCCUAAAGUACAUCUACGGUUUAUACGUUGAAUACGUGGUGAAAAAUCCUAUCUACAACCCAGGAUCUCCAAUCAAGUCAGAGUUGUUCAACACUGCACUUGACCAAUAUGUGAGGAGUAUCUCAUAGUGUUGUGCAUUACAAGAUUUGGCAAUUGGAACUUCUCACAGAACUUUUGUCUUGAACAAAUUCUAUGGAGAAGAGAGACUUGUAGUAGAAAGAUCAAUCUCGUGUCAAGCCUGUUUUUCUCUGCGAAUAUUUUUCGCUUACCCUUUUUAACAUAGUGUGGUGAGAAGCUACUGCAUUCAUUGGAUUGUUAUCAAAAUGAAAAUGAUUUAUUCGAUCCCA
Molecule: messenger RNA, 583 nt
Organism: Brassica oleracea var. oleracea
Lineage: Eukaryota; Viridiplantae; Streptophyta; Magnoliopsida; Brassicales; Brassicaceae
Product: trafficking protein particle complex subunit 1-like
Exons: 3
Coding region: 86-364 (92 amino acids)
Biological process (GO): endoplasmic reticulum to Golgi vesicle-mediated transport
Cellular component (GO): TRAPP complex
Source: RefSeq, a predicted model, not a curated record